Molecule: messenger RNA, 1116 nt
Organism: Sphenostylis stenocarpa
Lineage: Eukaryota; Viridiplantae; Streptophyta; Magnoliopsida; Fabales; Fabaceae
Source: the annotation of a GenBank genome assembly
AUGGUGGUUGGGUACCAUUUCAUUGCUGCAACGCUGAAUUUCCUGCUUCCUAAUGCACUAUGUUUCAAAGGAAGUUCCUCUUCCUUCUAUAAAAUGCUGAGUGGCACUGCAAAAGCAAACAAACUGUUUUUGAUUUGGGCUAAGCCCAAGGUUAUCAGAAACGCUUUCUCGGAUCAAACCCAAGGGCAGCUAGUGAUUGCUUUUGCUAGCAUGACAUCAAGUAAUCUAUUCUUUGAUGAUAUACGGAGCAAAGUUGAUGUUGAUCCUCCUCAAAAUGAAGAGUCAACAGAUGUUGGUGAAUUCAUAAAUGAUCCUGCACUUAAACCUAAUGGUACUGUUUCAAGCAGUGUUCGUGAGCUCUUAGAGUGCCCUGUAUGCUUGAAUGCAAUGUACCCUCCAAUCCAUCAGUGUUCAAAUGGUCACACAAUAUGCUCUGGUUGCAAACCCAGGGUCCAUAACCGGUGCCCUACUUGUAGGCAUGAGCUUGGCAAUAUCAGAUGCCUGGCAUUGGAGAAAGUGGCUGCAUCUUUGGAACUUCCCUGUAAAUAUCAAGGUUUUGGGUGCAUUGGUAUAUAUCCAUAUUACAGCAAGCUAAAACAUGAAUCACAAUGUGCAUAUAGACCUUACAACUGCCCAUAUGCUGGUUCAGAAUGCUCUAUUAUGGGUGAUAUACCCUACCUGGUGGCUCAUCUGAAAGACGACCACAAAGUGGACAUGCACAAUGGUAGCACUUUUAACCAUCGCUAUGUCAAAUCAAAUCCACAAGAAGUUGAAAAUGCCACUUGGAUGUUGACGGUCUUCAGCUGCUUUGGUCAGUAUUUUUGUCUACAUUUUGAAGCUUUUCAGCUAGGAAUGGCUCCUGUCUACAUAGCCUUUUUGCGGUUUAUGGGUGAUGAUAAUGAGGCAAAGAAUUAUAGCUACAGUUUAGAGGUAGGUGGAAAUGGGAGGAAGAUGAUUUGGCAGGGGGUGCCUAGGAGCAUCAGGGACAGCCACCGCAAGGUUCGGGACAGUUUUGAUGGUCUCAUCAUUCAGAGGAAUAUGGCCCUCUUUUUUUCCGGCGGUGACCGAAAGGAAUUGAAGCUGAGGGUUACUGGUAGGAUUUGGAAAGAACAAUGA